GCUCUUCACGGCACUCGUUUUGUUCACUACUCGCUCAACCACAAUUUCUUAGCCGUCAUCUCCUUGACGAGAACAUUACUGUUAUUGUCACUUCUUAUUAUGAGGCCUCACUCUUUGUCGUGCAGAAAGAGCGCCAUCAACCACUCCAUUCCGUGCACUCGCUCAUGACGUCGCCGUUUGAAUUCUCCGUAUCUAUCCGCGACCACAUCAAGGGCCCUGCGCCUCUCCAACUGGCAACGUAUCUCGACUUGGGCAAUAAAGAUCACCCAGAAACCAUCUACUGAGCCCAUGCACGCCGCGCCCAUUUUUCUCCGACUGACUGAGCGUUGCCUCGAUACUCAUGGCGGCGUCCGCGUUUAGGGCAAAAGCUCUGGUGAUAGCGAAGGACACAUGCUCUGAACAUCUCCGGGGCCUGAGUAGCACCGAUGGAUUUGAACUCAAUGUUGGAUUCAAUAUACAGACGCUCUCAGAUAGGCAUGCGUGGAAUGAUGACGGCAUUGUUGCACUUCUCUAUGUACCCGAACUGGCCCCAGAUGAUCCGUGCGAUCGCGAAAGCAAAAUCGCGGGAGGCAUCCCUUCAAAUGUUACGCGAUUUAGUGAUCUCCCUCAGUACAAAUGCGUCUAUGUCGCGGUUGCCCCUUGGGUGUCUGCUCCCUGCUCAGAGUCCUUUCUCUCCCAAGCAGGUCAAGAUGGAGUUGCAGCGAUGAUUUUUUACCGUCCUGACCAAACAACUUCGAAACCGCCACCUGUGGAAGAUCGCGGUUGGGGUCUAGAUGACGCCGAAUGGGCGUCUAAGCAAGAGUUCCCUGUGUAUGCUGUACCAGGGGCAUUUGGGUCCAGUUUAAUGAACGAGCUAGCACGGUAUUCUGGCAACAUAAGCGAUGCUCCACAUGGUGACCGGCUGUCAAGGCUUUAUAGUUCGAAUGCAACAGCUAGGGUUUACGGUUUAAUUGCUCUAGAAAAUAAGAGAGACACGCUUCCAGGUCUAUGGGUCUUCCUUCUCGUGGUUCUUGCAGCUUUGGUCGUCGUUGUUGCAGGGUCAUCUAUCGUCAUGAAGAUCAUUCAGCACCGCCGACGUGUUUCGCUACGAGAAAGAAUUACAUCCGGAGAUGUGGAUCUAGAAAUGCUUGGGAUCAAAAGGCUCAAAGUCCCACAACAUGUUCUUGACAAAUUGCCUCUCUAUACCUAUGACAAAGAUGGCCACCCACCCGCAGCGGAUCCCGCGGCACCGGAUCCAGCUGUCGUGUGUACAAAACCCAGAGAAGAACCCACUAAUCCCAAAAAUUCAGCCACAUUAGCUGUGCCAGAAAGUACUGAACCAAUUCCACCUGUCAGUCCUACAACCUACGAACGUCAGAAGUCGACUUUUUCCCAAACAACUUGUCCUAUCUGCCUUGAUGACUACGUUUCAGGAGAAUCCAUUAUAAGAGAGCUUCCGUGUCAACAUAUUUUUCACCCGGAAUGUAUCGAUGCUUUCCUCCUGCAAAACAGUAGCUUGUGUCCUGUAUGCAAAAAGACAGUGUUUCCUCCGGGUUAUUGCCCCGAGAUGGUUACGGAUGCUAUGGUUCGCCAGGAGCGUUAUGCUAGAAGAUCACGUCAGCAAAGAUCCGGCCAAGGCACGAUGCUGGCUAAUCUCGGGCCGUUGAGCCGGACGCGGUCCAGGCGUCGUUUUAUCCACGGCAGUUUUGCGGGCCAGUUAGGGUCCUUACAAUCUGCUGACGUUCGGACUGAUAGAGCGAAUGAUGUAGAAGCCUCUCCGCCACCUCAAACUCCCGCCGCAACCAGCGGACUCGGUCGUCGGGAGGAAAUGCGAAGAAGAGCUGUGGCGAUGUUAGGAAAUCACCGUAUGGCUGAAGAUGAAGAAAGGGAGCGAGAUGCAGCAAGACCAAAAUGGCUUAAAAUCUUCCAUACUGUAUUCCCCGCAUUACGAUAACCCGGCAUGGUUUCUACAGCGGCAAGCUUACGAAUUAACGUCAACGGAGGGCUUUGGAACAUCAAGGACUCCCCGAUAUCCUCCGAGUAUUCAUCAAGAAUACCCGGGUCUACACCAGCCACGUCACUGCGUGUCUUUGGCUUCUGAUUGAUUGAUACCCUUUUUCUGUUAAUCCGCGUUGGGAUGUACAUGAGUUCAAGUUUCUGUUAUUUUCUUUUGAUCCUCGAUCAUUUUGCAACGGGACAUG
Messenger RNA from Coccidioides immitis RS, 2180 nucleotides. RefSeq lists its product as uncharacterized. Gene Ontology annotation, biological process: ubiquitin-dependent protein catabolic process. The transcript is spliced from 5 exons. Gene Ontology annotation, cellular component: cytoplasm. Bases 341 to 1933 code for a protein of 530 amino acids. Lineage: Eukaryota; Fungi; Ascomycota; Eurotiomycetes; Onygenales; Onygenaceae. Gene Ontology annotation, molecular function: ubiquitin protein ligase activity. The record is from RefSeq and is a predicted model, not a curated record.